GAAAAACAAACAAAGGAAGCCCUGACUCGAAAACAGCAGAAAUGCCGACGGAAAAACCAGGAUGAAGAAUCCCAGGAAACCCCUGAGCUCCUGAAGCGCCCCAAGGAGUACACGGUGCGCUUUACCUUCCCAGACCCGCCACCACUCAGCCCUCCUGUGCUGGGUCUGCAUGGUGUGACUUUUGGCUAUGAGGGGCAGAAACCACUCUUUAAGAACCUGGAUUUUGGCAUCGACAUGGACUCUAGGAUCUGCAUUGUGGGCCCUAAUGGCGUUGGGAAGAGCACACUACUCCUGCUGCUGACAGGCAAGCUCACGCCGACCCGUGGGGAAAUGAGAAAGAACCACCGGCUGAAAAUUGGCUUCUUCAACCAGCAGUAUGCAGAGCAGCUGCACAUGGAGGAGACACCCACUGAAUACCUGCAGCGGAGCUUCAACCUGCCCUACCAGGAUGCUCGAAAGUGCCUAGGCCGCUUUGGCCUUGAGAGUCAUGCACAUACCAUCCAGAUCUGCAAACUCUCAGGUGGACAAAAAGCCCGCGUUGUGUUUGCAGAGCUGGCUUGUCGGGAGCCUGAUGUCCUCAUCUUGGAUGAGCCAACCAAUAACUUGGACAUAGAGUCUAUUGAUGCUCUAGGGGAGGCCAUCAAUGAAUACAAGGGUGCUGUGAUUGUUGUCAGCCAUGAUGCCCGACUCAUCACAGAAACCAACUGCCAGCUGUGGGUGGUGGAGGAGCAGAGCGUUAGCCAAAUUGAUGGUGACUUUGAGGACUACAAGCGAGAGGUGUUGGAGGCUCUGGGUGAAGUCAUGGUCAACCGACCUCGAGAAUGAGUUCUCCCUCUUGGAAGUCUCCCAAGAGACAAGUUCACGUGGCCUACAGGUCCCCUGUCAUCUCCCCUUCUCCACUCGGAAAUCUCCCUCUGGUCUGCAGCUGAACCCGCAACUACUUAGACACAUGGAGGUGGAGUGUUGAGCAUUGAUGUGACCAGAAUACCACUUAGAUUGCUUCCUUCCCUCUGAAAGACUUACGUAUUCCACUUUUCUUCAGAUAACUGAGCUGGCCUUGCCCUCAACAUCCCUCUGUACAAACAGAGGUGACUUUCAUUGUGGGGUUCCCUCCGGCCAAACUUAGGUGACUCCUUUGUCUUGAGACUCAUCACUCAGAAGACUGCCUCUGGUCCAUUUAAAGCUUCAGGCCCAGUUACCUCCGAGUCUUUGAGUGGUGCUCUUCUUUUCUGGUGGGUUUAGUGCUGACUUACUGACACAAACAACCACUGAACCUCAGAGCUGGAGGCGAGUGUCUGAGGCCUGUGCUGUUACCCAGCCCAAGACCAGGUAACUGUGGUUGCUUGUCUGGUUGGGGACUUGAGGGCAGGAAAGGAAAGCUGCUGAACUUGAAUCUCCUAUUACAAAGGGAAGAAAUAAAAGGAGUUGCUGC
This is a messenger RNA of Castor canadensis (American beaver), 1432 nucleotides long. NCBI's taxonomy places the organism in Eukaryota, Metazoa, Chordata, Mammalia, Rodentia, Castoridae. The record is from RefSeq and is a predicted model, not a curated record.